CGCUGCCCCUCCCCAGGUCGCUCCCCCCACUGCGGCUCUCUGAUGCAGACAGCUGCUGCUUCAUUUCCUCCUCUCUCUGUCUGGACUUUCCCCGUCUCUGUCUCUCUGUCUCUCUGUCUCCGCUCUGUGAUUCGUCGCUGCACUCAGGACAGGCUGCAGGCAGCGAGGCCGGGAUCCGCCGCUUCGGCUGGAAAUUUGGGACGAGGAGGAAGAGGAGAUAAAUGCAUGAAAAGGAAGAGGAGGAGGACGGUCUGAAGAGCAAGCAUGCCGGGCGCGUUGGAGCUGCUGCUGCUGUCCCUGCUGGUCCUGUCCACAGGAAGUGAUGUCAGGAAGAAGAGAGGACUCUCCCAGAAGGACUACGAGUACCCGAACCACCCGCAGUCCGCGCAGCACCAGAAGAACGACCGGUGCCCGCCGCCGCCCCAGAUGCUGCCGGAGCGGGCCUGCGACGUUCCCGGCUGCCGCUCCGACUCCGAAUGCGAGCGCCACAAACGCUGCUGCUACAACGGCUGCAUCUACGCCUGCCUGGACUCCGUCCAGCCCCCACCGGUUCUGGACUGGCUGGUUCAGCCCAAACCUCGAUGGCUGGGAGGAAACGGCUGGCUGCUGGACGGACCGGAGGAGGUUCUGCAAGCGGAAGCCUGCAGCACCACGGAGGACGGAGACGAGCCUCUUCACUGCCCCACAGGCUACGAGUGCCACGUCAUCAACCCCGGGAACCCCGCCGCUGGCGUCCCAAACCGGGGCCAGUGCAUCAAACAACGCGCCAACUCCGAUGGACGACGUUUGAGGCACAAAUACUUUAAGGACUACAAGGACUACUUGGGAUCCAGUUCCAACAACGCAGUGGGCUACGACAAGCAUAAUCACAAGCAUCUCGGAUGAAGACACGUUGGAUUUUAUCUUCUUACAGUCAGCAUGAAAAAGCUUAGGACCAGGAAAUAAAAUUACAGUUAUUAGUUUGUUUAUUGUAGCCAUGUUCCUGAGCUUCAAAAUGCAGAAACACAAAACAGAGAGAACAAAAUACUAAGACCUGUUCAUCAGCUGAUCAGAGGUUUAGUUUUAAAAAUCUCCACAUAAAUCAGUUGUAAUAUCUUCUGCUGAAGCGAUUAAUCAGAUUUAUUGCAAUGAAUUUAUUAUUGAAAUAAACGUUAAUUGAUAAUUAACUGGAAUAAAUAGACUCUAAAAAAGCUGCUUCCUGAGAGAACAACACAGUCAGAGCAGAACUGUACAAAAAUAUGAACAUUUUGCAUUAAAGAUUAAAAAUACUUGCUUUGUCUAUAAAUCUGUUUUACCCAGAAUUCCUCGAGUUGCAGUUUUAGCUUCACCUGGUUCAGAUUCGAUACAAAUAUUAGAAGGAUGUUUUAGUGAUGCAUCCUUUGCUACAUAUGAUCAAACGUUUACUGAAGGAAUGCUGUUAUUGACUUUUAGGUAAUAAAAUAUAGAUUUUCUUAUUUAAAAAAAUAAUUUAAUUCCUUGCUUAUUUUCAGCUCUUAAAGUAUUUCUAAUAUUGUUUAAAAUAAGCUUAAGAGGUGAAAUGAGAAAUCUGCUGAUUGCGACUCGAUUAAUCAAGUGAAACAAUUCCAAGAAUAAAAAACCUGUGAGCAGCUGAUGAACAUCCUGUUUAGAUUCUGCUUUUUGCAGCUCUUGUUUCAGCUCUGAGAUUAAAACCUGUUUAUUCCAACCAUCACCUCCUCCUGCUGUUAAAACAGGAUGUUUGUCGUCAGAUGGACUUUAAUACGACCUCAGAUGCUGACCCGGUCCAGUUUGAUCUCCUCCAACCUGAACCGAGACAGAUCUGAGGUUUUUUACUCCGCCUGCCUCCUCAUCAAGCCGUCUCCUGGCGUCCUGCUAUCCAACCAAAGAAAUGCUGAAGGUGUUCAGGAAAACAAAGGAGAGGCCCGAUGUAGACCAAAGCUGUUCAUAAAAAACUUUUUUUGUGUUUUCUCAUUUUUCCCCCCCAAAAAUCCAAACAAACUGGUCAUCAGAGAAAACCAGGACCAUGUGGCGCUCGUCCUCGUUCUGCUCAGUUUGUAAAUCUGCGAAGCGUUAAACUGACAGCGAGCGAAUAAAUCCAGCUGCACGGCUGAUAUUUCUGCUUUACACCCCAAAAUGAUCUGAGUCAAAAUGAUUAGCAGAAUAAAUCCCAGAUGAGUUGGAACAGAACAGCUGGGGGUUUAUGUCAGUUAUUAAAGAUUUUUGGGUGUAGUAAAUAAUAAAAUAUGAAUUAGAAACAUGCAUGAAUAAAAGUUGGCAUAUAUCCAUAGUUUUGUUUUAAAAGAAAGUAGGUUGAAUUAGUUGCUAGAUCAAAACAAGCUGAAGUAAUAUUUUAACAAACAUCUGAUCAGUUGUUUACGUUCUAGCAAGGAUAUUAAAGCUGAUAUUAUUUAGUAAGGUAAUAAAACUUCUGACAGUGUUGCUCCGAAAUGAUGACAGAGCGGAGGGGAUUUCCAGUAAUAAAUCUGAACAUUUAUUUGCUUUUAUUUGCAAACUGAAGCAGCUUUAUGCUCUUUUCACAUGGUGCUCUGGUUUUUACAGAAGAAUAAGCUGAAAACAAAUCGAAUGUUUCUCUCUGACUGGUGCUGCGUUUUACUUUAAUAAACCUUAUGACUCAAACUUG
Molecule: messenger RNA, 2620 nt
Organism: Xiphophorus couchianus (Monterrey platyfish)
Lineage: Eukaryota; Metazoa; Chordata; Actinopteri; Cyprinodontiformes; Poeciliidae
Gene: wfdc1
Product: WAP four-disulfide core domain 1
Exons: 6
Coding region: 265-885 (206 amino acids)
Biological process (GO): regulation of cell growth
Cellular component (GO): extracellular region
Molecular function (GO): peptidase inhibitor activity
Source: RefSeq, a predicted model, not a curated record